CGUGCUUGAAUUUGAAUUCAGGCGAGAGCGAACAACUUGUUAAGAUAUUAGUCAACUACUACAGCACAACAGAGGCUGUGAGCAGUAUUUGAACACUGUGUGUGUCUUCAUUUCUGGUGGGAUAGUCCGUAAGCGUGUAUGUGUGUAAUAUCAGGUAGUAUCAGGUAGAAUCGCCGCUACGUUUAAAUCGCUGCUCAGUGCUGUAGCUACGGGCAUCGCUGUUUGAGGGAGAGAUCACUACACUCGCAAUGAAAGCGGGCGUCGUCCACUGCCGUUGUUCAAAAUGCUACUCGGUUCCAGCACGGAAGCGGGUCCGUAAGCGAACUCCAGCCCUUACCUUGCUGUCUCUACCCGAGGAGAUCCUCCUGUGUGUGCUCCAGUGCCUCUCUGCUGAGGACCUGCUGUCUGUCAGAGCAGUUCACUCCCAGCUGCGGGACAUUGUUGACAACCACUCCAGUGUAUGGGCCAGGGUCAGUUUCAGGGACACGUGGCCGUCCCCCAACAGCCUUUGGCUAUUUGAAAGAGCUGCUGAGAAAGGGAAUUUUGAAGCUGCUGUGAAACUAGGGAUUGCUUAUUUGUACAAUGAAGGACCGUUGUUAAGUGAUGAGGGGCGAGCGGAUGUGUGUGGUCGCAAGGCCUCCCACUUUUUCAGCCUGGCAGAGAGCCUGCGCUCUCCUUUGGCAGAUCCCUUCAUCUGGGUGUUCAUCCGUCCACCAUGGUCGCCCACCGGCAGCUGCUGCAAGGCUGUGGUGUUCGACCGUCUCAAGGCUGAGUGUGACACCAACGUGGAGAAGAGAGGACCCUUGUUGCACUGUUUGGCAAGAGUUUUGCAGCUGUUUGAGGACGAUGAAAGACACUCUAAUGCCAUAUCUAUGCUGGAGCAGUCGUCACAGGCUGGCUGUCUACAGAGCUCCUACCUGUUGUGGGAGAACAACCGGAAAGCAGCCAUGGCAGAUCCAGGCAGGUACCUCCAGUGUGUCCGAACCCUUAGAGACUAUGCUGGCAAAGGAUGCUGGGAGGCACAGCUCUCCCUGGCCAAAGUGUGCAGCAGUGGGAAUCCGCUUGGUUUGGAGUCAAAAGCCUGUUCUGACUUAGUAGCUCAGCUCUUCAGUUCCUCCAACCCGGCUUCACGACACUGCACGCAGGGCAUCCUCAGACGAGGCAUCAAGGACACCAUGAGGUACAUCUUGGUGGACUGGCUCGUAGAGGUGACCACCAUGAAGGAUUUCUCCAGCCUGACGCUGCACGUGACAGUGGGUUGUGUGGACCGCUACUUGGCUCUGCGCUCUGUCCCCAAGGCUCGCCUCCAGUUAUUGGGAAUCGCCUGCAUGGUAGUUUGUACACGCUAUAUCAGUAAAGAAAUCCUGACAAUACGCGAAGCUGUCUGGCUCACGGACAACACCUACAAAUAUGAAGACCUGGUUCGAAUGAUGGGAGAGGUUGUCUCUGUGCUGGAGGGAAAGAUCAGGAGCCCCACACUGCUGGACUACGGGGAGGUGCUGUUGUCUCUGCUCCCUCUGGAGAGGCGGACCGCUCACCUAUUCAGCUACAUCUGUGAGCUGUCGCUGCUCUACUCUGCUCUCGCCACACCACCACCUUCCAAACUGGCCUGCGCUGCACUACUGCUUACACGAGCACUACAUCACUAUGCUCCCGUGUGGCCUAGCCAGUUGGUUAACUACACAGGCUUCUCCAAGCAAGACCUUGUCUCCUUUGCUGUGCUGCUCUAUGUCAAAUGUUUCAGUCAAGAUGUUCCCAAAGAUUACAGGCACGUGUCUCUUAUGGGCGUUAAGCAACGGUUUGAAGAUGAGGCCUACCAGCACAUCAGCAAAGAGAAGGUGAUGGACUUUAAAGAGCUGUGUCAGAUCUUGGAGAUUCCUGAGGUGGAGCCCCAGAUGGAGCCUCCCAGUCCCACUGGUCAACCAGCAGACAUCCACACCUUCCUCGCCUCUCCAUCUAGCACCAACAAGAGGAGACGCGAUGACACCAUGCAGGCCCACAGAGCAGGCUUUGUGACCACGCCCACAGCAGAGCUGUCCAAUCAGGAGGAGACGCUGCUGGGCGACAUCCUGGACUGGAGCCUGGACACUUCCUGCUCUGGUUAUGAGGGGGACCAGGAGGAGGAGAGCGAGGGAGAGAAAGACUGUGAUUCUUCUAUGAUACCCAUCAAACUGCACCUGUUGACUGAUGAAGACAAAAAACUAGAGCACUGCAGAGCCCUGUCCAGCGACGAAGACAGCUUCUGUGAAGCAGACAGGCAGGUGAGGAGGGAUCCCCAUGGCCAGGAACCCCUUUCCUUCUCUUCAGGAUACUCCUCUGUCCAGAGUGUUAGCCCCUCAUCCACAUGCUGCUCCUCCUCCUCCUCCUCCUACCCCCUCAUGCCUUGCACAUUCAAGACCAUUACCGGUUCCCUGGGCGCAGCCUCUGCCAGUGCCCAGCCGGGCUUCCGUCUUUUGGUGCCCAUGCAGAGGCCCCGGGGCACCUCCAGCAAACAAGUGAAGAGGAAGAACUCAGCGGCUCAUAGUGGAGGUGAGGUGGAAAGGGAAGAGGGGGAAGGGAAAGGAGACAAGUAUUCUGCCAAUGCAGGGUUUCUGAGCUUGUAGACAUUGGUUUGUUCGACGGUCCUCAGGCUGUUCACAGACCCCCUGCGCACUUUGUUCUCAAUGCUGUUCUUCACUCCUGUCCAUCUGCACGGGGCCAUCAAUUGCCAAAAGAUCAACAGACUUUGAGCCUAAGGGGAAACGAACAAGAUAAAUAUGAAUUAUCUAUAAACUUGCCUUUCUAUUACGUUACAUUUCAUUUUCAUGUUUACAAGCAUGGCACAAUAACAUACCUCCCAUAAACAAAGACUUGCAGUCAGCUCUGAAACCACUGGAACAUGACUUGACUUUCCUCAGGACCCUGGUACAAUUUCUGCUGUUUUACAGCCUUCUACAACAACCUAUCUCAGCUCACAUUAGAUAGUUGUAAAAGAAAUGAAUUCUCAUGGACUUAUUUUGGAAGGAAACAUUUUCAUUGUUAAGAUCAUAUUGUGGAAAAAAACGUAAACACAGCUGUCAUGUUAUUGUGAUUGUUUUGGUUAUCAUAGUUUCUGAUAUGCACUGUCUGUACAAGAAUCUAUCUUGUAGUUGGUGAAUGUCAUCAAUAGGUGACUACUGUUAUCUAUUUGAUGGAAAUGUCUGCAUCUGAAGCCUUAAAGAAAAAUGAUUGUAUGAAUUCCUCUUGUUCAGCUUUGUCCUUGGUUCUAUGUAUGUUUGCCAAAGGUACUGUGGCGUUGUCAUUUGUGUUUUCAGGGGAGUCUACACUCAGAGCUGUGAAAUGAGUCUUUUAGUAGUCUGAAUCUUCUACAAUCUUGUACAUAUACACCAGUUGUGCUGUUGAUAAUAUUUUAAAAGACCUAUGGCACACUAAUCCCAUCAGGGACAGCAGAUAGACUUUAAGAUGUUAACUGUUGGAAUAUUGACACACUGUUCAAUAAGGAGUGCUGAUAAUGGAGUUAACCAAGAAUCACCAGCUGAAUGAGUGUCGUACAAACCUCAGUUCAUCAUCCAGAUGUUUAGUGCUGCACAGUCAUUAACUAUUCGGUUCAUGUAAUGAGGCACCCGAUGCAACCUGAACCUAACAUGCUGAUGUGUUGUACUUUGCCCACUUUUACUCCAAUCUGAAUUAGGUCUAGCACUUUUAUCAUCACGGAAGGAGGGCAAUUCCAGGAGAUGUAACCAGUUCCACGCUUGAACAAUCAAUACUAAAGUAUUUUUGAAAUGGAUUUGCUUUGCCUUCUUGGAGCGAAAGGGAAGUUCAGACACUAAAGGAAAAUAUUUGAUGGGGUUGUGAAAGUACUGUAUGCCUCAUUCAAGACACUGAGUACACAACGUAUAAAGGAUUGUGACUGACUCAUUUUUAACUGUUACGUCAGACUGGUUAACUCCUGUGUUUUUAUUAAUGUACAUAGUACUAUAUGUAUAAAUGGAGAAAGACAAAGAACAUGCCACUACUUGAAAAUGUUUUUGCUUCAUUCCAAAAAGGCAGUUUUCUUUGUGAAACCUCUGUUUUUCUCCAGUACAGUGUUUUCUCAAUAGACCUGUGAUGUGAAUAUGUA
Messenger RNA from Morone saxatilis (striped sea-bass), 4099 nucleotides. It is a transcript of the gene ccnf, whose product is annotated as cyclin F. The coding region runs from base 249 to 2603 and encodes 784 amino acids. The transcript is spliced from 17 exons. Gene Ontology annotation, biological process: mitotic cell cycle phase transition; regulation of cyclin-dependent protein serine/threonine kinase activity. Gene Ontology annotation, molecular function: protein binding; cyclin-dependent protein serine/threonine kinase regulator activity. Gene Ontology annotation, cellular component: cytoplasm; centrosome; nucleus. NCBI's taxonomy places the organism in Eukaryota, Metazoa, Chordata, Actinopteri, Moronidae. The record is from RefSeq and is a predicted model, not a curated record.